CAGCGGUUCACCCGGUCCGGGAGGAAAGUGUGAAUCUCACUCUAGAUUGUGCAUUUCCUGGUGCAAGAGACACACAACAAAACUCCCCAUUUUUUUUCCGUCUCCUUCCCCGCGAGCCUGUUUACAACGCAGCCACUUGCAGUUUAGUUCAGGUUCCUUCUUUUGCGUUGGUGCAAAUGUCUGUCCCCUCCCUGGGAACUUUACAAAGAAAAUCUGAAUUUUAUUUUUGUGCUUAGGUGGAACUUUAAAAAAAAAACAACCACCCUCUUUUUUCGUGCUAUUCGAGAUGGGUUGUAGGAAAUCGACCAUUUGAAUUUUUGGUGCUGUUGUUGCAAACGUCAGAAGAGGAUUGUUGCAAAUGUAAGCUGUUUUUUUUUCCCUCCUCCUCCUCUUCUUUUGGCUACAGUGUUGCAAAAGCAAAGAGCAAUAAACGCACACACACACACACAGACAGACAGACACAGAGCCCCGUAAGAGCAAGAAGAGAGAGUUAAAAGAGAGGAGAGGAGAACGGUUUCUCUGACAAUUCCGUUUAGGGAGCAGAUGGAAAAGUGGAGACUUGUGAAGGGCUGUGAGGUUGGCUAAGGAUCCAGGAGCGAAAAGAGCCCGGCUGAUUGGAAGAAAAAAGCAGAGAGAUGGAGGCGGGGGAAGUGCAAUCUCUCUGCGGGGACUGGAGCGAGUCCACGCCCGGGGCCAGCGCUGCAGAGCUGGCCAGCAUUCAACCAGCGCUCCCCAGCUAAAAGCACCCAAAAAAAGCAGCCCCCAAGUUCCUUCUUCAGCCUGGCUGAUUUGCAGGCUCCGGCGGCGGUUGGCUGCAGCUGCUGCUUCCCCCCCCCGGUUGCAGACUCGACUGGUGGCCGGCUGACUCGGUAAGGAGAAGGCGCUCGGGGGGCAGAGAAGAGUGAAGCGUGGUUGAUUUAAGGUAGAUUGAGAGACAGCAGGAGAGACCCAAAAGAGAUCGCCCUUGGGUCAGACAGGUGGAGAAUGAACGGAGAAGCAGAUUGCCCUACAGACUUGGAAAUGACAGCUCCCAAGAAUCAAGACCUUUGGUCCCAGGAGGACAUGCUGACCCUGCUGGAGUGCAUGAAGGGCAACCUGCCCUCCAACGACGGCAGCAAAUUCAAAACCACCGAGUCCCAUCUGGACUGGGACAAAGUGGCCUUCAAGGAUUUCUCUGGCGAGAUGUGCAAGAUGAAGUGGAUGGAGAUCUCCACCGAGGUGAGGAAAUUCCGGACGCUGACGGAGCUGAUCAUGGAUGCUGAGGAGCACGUAAAGAAUCCUUACAAGGGCAAAAAGCUCAAGAAACACCCCGAUUUCCCCAAGAAACCCCUGACACCCUACUUCCGCUUCUUCAUGGAGAAGCGAGCCAAAUACGCCAAGCUGCACCCUGAAAUGAGCAACCUGGAUCUGACCAAAAUCCUGUCCAAGAAAUACAAGGAGCUCCCCGAAAAGAAAAAGACGAAAUACAUCCAGGACUUCCAGCGGGAGAAGCAGGAGUUUGAGCGGAACCUGGCAAGAUUCAGGGAAGACCACCCAGAUCUUAUUCAGAAUGCCAAGAAGUCGGACAUCCCUGAAAAACCCAAGACCCCACAGCAGCUGUGGUACAAUCACGAGAAGAAAAUCUACCUGAAAGUGCGCCCGGAUGCCACCACGAAGGAGGUGAAGGACGCGUUGGGCAAGCAGUGGUCUCAACUCUCCGACAAAAAGAGGCUGAAAUGGAUUCAUAAGGCCCUGGAACAGCGAAAGGAGUACGAGGAGAUCAUGCGGGAUUACAUCCAGAAGCACCCGGAGAUGAACCUCGAGGAAGGCGUCACACGCUCCACCCUCACCAAGGCAGAACGCCAGCUCAAGGACAAGUUCGACGGGCGACCCACCAAGCCCCCUCCGAAUAGUUACUCUCUGUACUGUGCGGAACUGAUGGCCAACAUGAAGGACGUCCCCAGCACGGAGCGGAUGGUGCUGUGCAGCCAGCAGUGGAAGCUGCUUUCCCAGAAGGAGAAGGACGCGUACCACAAAAAGUGUGAUCAGAGGAAGAAAGAUUACGAAAUCGAACUCUUUCGCUUCCUGGAGAGCCUGCCCGAGGAGGAACAGCAGAGGGUGCUGGGGGAAGAGAAGAUGCUGGGAGCGAACAAGAAAGGUGCCAGCAGCCCAGCUUCCAAAAAAUCAUCGCCAGACACUGGCAAGGCAGGUUCUGAGAAACCCAAACGGCCCAUUUCUGCUAUGUUUAUCUUCUCGGAGGAGAAGCGAAAGCAGCUGCAGGAAGAGCGACCCGAACUUUCCGAGAACGAACUGACCCGGCUGCUGGCGCGGAUGUGGAACGACCUUUCAGAGAAGAAGAAGGCCAAGUACAAAGCCCGAGAGGCGACCAUGAAGGCGCAGUCGGAGAGGAAGCACAGCUCCGACAAAGAGGAGCGCGCCAAGCUGCCCGAGUCCCCCAAAACGGCCGAGGAGAUCUGGCAGCAGAGCGUCAUCGGAGAUUACCUGGCUCGCUUCAAGAACGACCGGGGGAAGGCGUUGAAGGCCAUGGAGGCCACUUGGAACAACAUGGAGAAGAAGGAGAAGCUGAUGUGGAUAAAGAAGGCAGCGGAGGAUCAGAAGCGCUACGAGAGAGAGCUGAGUGAGAUGCGGGCCCCCCCGUGCUCUGCAAACUCUUCAAAGAAGAUGAAAUUCCAGGGAGAGCCGAAGAAACCCCCCAUGAACGGUUACCAGAAGUUCUCCCAGGAGCUGCUGUCGAACGGUGAGCUCAACCACCUGCCGCUGAAGGAACGGAUGGUGGAGAUCGGCAGCCGCUGGCAGCGCAUCUCCCCAAGCCAGAAGGACUAUUACAAGAAGAUGGCUGAGGAGCAGCAGAAGCAGUACAAGAUGCUCCUGGAAAUCUGGCUCAAGAGCCUGUCACCGCAGGAGCGAGCUGCCUACAAAGAGCACACCUCAAAUAAGCGCAAGAGCAUGGGGAAGGUGCGGGGACCGAACCCCAAAAUGAAGCCCGCCAUGCAAAUCAAAUUGGAGUCCGAGGAGGAGGAUGACGAGGAGGAGGAGGAGGAGGAGGAGGAAGAGGAUGACGAUGAUGAUGACGAUGAUGACAAUGGGGACUCGUCCGAGGAAGGCGGGGACUCAUCGGAGUCGAGCAGCGAGGAGGAGAGCGAGGAUGGGGAUGAGAAUGAGGAUGAUGACGACGAUGACGAAGAGGAAGAUGACAAUGACUCUGAGGGCAGCAGCAGCUCCUCCUCUUCCUCGGGCGAUUCCUCUGACUCGGACUCCAACUGAAACGCCCACAACACCACCUUCUUGCCGGACUUUCAGUAAUUCCCCACCCCACCCCGACCAGUAAUAUCCCGGCUGGAGAUCUAAGUUGAUGGUUGCAGGGAGGGGGAUGGGAAAAUCACUGUGGCUAAUUUUUUUUCCCCCUCCCUCUUAAAGAAUUUCACACUAAUGGGGUGGGGUGGGGGCAACUGAUGAAAAGCUUUGUUUUAGGGGGGAAAGAAGGGGAUAUUCUGUGUUGUUUUUCCCCAUAGAGUUUGCUUUCGAUUCUUUAUUUUAUUUUUGUUUUUUGGAGAGGGAGGGGGAUUUUUACCCCUCACAGCCCCCCAGCUGCCCCUGCCUUCCCCUUCAACUUCCAGCUACCCCCUCCAGACUUUAUACAAAACCCUCGCCAAAAUCCUUUUUAAAACAACAACAAAGCAGCGACAAAAAUGUAGUGGCAAGAGGCACAGAGCGUUGUUCCGUCGGUGCGCGGGCCGAGCGGCUCAGGACUCGGCCGUCGGGACGAUCUCCCCCUUUUGCCUCUCCAGCCGGAGGAGGGGACGGUCUUGUACAGUCUGAAUCUGCACCCGGAGCUCCUGGAGAGCAAGUCCCAUUGCACUUCAGAGCUCCUGGGAUGAACUUACCCCGCAGCAUUUCCCUCGGGAUGGGGGAGAAUUUUUGUGUGUGUGUUUGUUUGGGGUUGGGUGGGGUGGGGGAAGUUUAAAGAGCUGUUGCCCAGUUUCAGGGGCGGGAAGGGCUGGCAUUGGGUGGGGGAGUUAGGGGGCUGUUACAGAGCAUACCGUUGGGAGCUGAUCAUUGCAUCACCCAAAGGAAACGUGGUUGAUCCGUCGUAUUCAACCGGCAUUUGAGCAAAGAUGGUGGCAGGCGGAUCCCAGAUUUGAAUAUUUGUUUUGUUUUGUUUUUACAAUGAAGUGACCAAUUAUUGUACUGGAACGGGGCAUUUGUCAACUGGGAGGGGGCGGGCACGGGCGCAGGGUUCGGCUGCAAGGAGAGAUCAUCUGUAUUGGUGGUUGUCGUGUUUGUUGUAUUAUUUUUUUUUCUUUUAUAAAGCGAGAAAGAUCCAUCUUUUUAUAAUCAAAAUCUCUGUCUCUGGCUAGCUGCACAGCUUGGCUUCACCCCCCCCCCACCCCCCCACAUGUGCGGCAUCAAUGUCGGGUCGGUGUGCAGAUUGUUUUCGGGGGGGGGAGGUGGGUGCGAUUGGCACAAACUUCCCAGCGGGCAUCAGCCUUGCCUAGAGAAGCGUGUGUCUGCAAUAGGGGCGGGACGGUGCUUGCCAGAGGAACCCAGCUGUGCCAUCCCGUUCCAAAGCCAGGCUGCGACAUUGGUUAUGAUAGAGGUGGGGCCACGCCCACCAAUCUCACACCUCCGGGGCCCAUCUGCCUAAUCUGUUCAACUACAGUUUUGCUACCAGCUCCGAUGAUACUGCUCAGAUUUUUUUUUUUUUUUUUAAGGAACAUUGGGGAAACUUGAUCCAAAAAAACCUAUCCGUAGACCCAAGCAGCUGAGAUCUGAGCUCCCAGGAAGCUGCUGCUUCUAGGACAGGAUUCUCAGCUACGUAUAUAUCUAGAUUAGUAUAUAACGGGCUAUAUAUUAAUAUAUAGACUGGUAUCAAUAUCACUUUUCAGGUGGAGAGCUGUGACUAGCGUUUUAUCCCUGUUCGUGGGAGGUUUUUAAAUGGGUGUGUAAGUGGUUCUAUAAAUAACCCAUGUGUGUGUGUGUCACCACAAAGGCCCUGCUGCCUUCUGCGUCCAUUCUCUGGGUCACUGGCUGUUACAGAUCAGAGAGUGACCUCGCCCCCACAUGUCACUGGGUCCCAGUUCCUUGCACCUUUCCACUGGGCUGGGCGAGGCUAGGGCACUUUCACCCAGAGAGCAUGGGAGUAGAAAGUGACUGAGACAGGGGAAGAAAAAUCCAGUGUUUAAAUAAUGUUGGGGUUGUUUUUUUUUUGUUUAACUCUUUCUCCCUCACCGUGAGGGGUGGAUAAAUUUGGGCAGCAGGCAUCCUUGCCAUCUGCUCCCCCCAACCCGUUGCUCCUGCCCCCUUUCUGCAAAAUCCACCAUUGAUUGGAAGAGAUGGCUCAGUUUCUGGGAUUUUGUACCUGCCGUUUUUGUUACGGCCAGUGAAUGCAAGGACAGUGUUUCUGGGACUAGACUCCCCCUCCUGCACCCCUCAUCCUUUAUGCAUUCACAGCACCAGCAAUUUCAUCUCUCAUCUUGCUGCAUUCUGGUCCCCUUCACCUCCUAAUGUAGACUGGGGAGCCCAACUUACUAAGAGACACUUGAG
Molecule: messenger RNA, 5544 nt
Organism: Gopherus evgoodei (Goodes thornscrub tortoise)
Lineage: Eukaryota; Metazoa; Chordata; Testudines; Testudinidae
Gene: UBTF
Product: upstream binding transcription factor
Exons: 22
Coding region: 985-3264 (759 amino acids)
Source: RefSeq, a predicted model, not a curated record